AAACGACACAGUUUCAAAGAAAGCAAAAGGCACUGCUGCCAGCUUCCAAAAUUGCGUGGUUUCCGCCCAAAAUCGAAAAACACAAAAUCCAGGUUGUAUUACGACACCGUUUUAGAAGCAACUCAAUUCUUAAAUCAACAACUCAAAACCCCAAGAACCCGGGUCCGGCACUCUUCAGCAGUAACCCACUACACCGAAUCUGAGAAACAGAGCUGCAAGAGAGAAUGGGCUGAGAAAUUGCGGAAGAACAACAAAGGCUUCUUGUGUAUUUGUAUGUGUGAACUAACUGCUAAAUGCUAAUUGCUAGUUGUGGUUGUGGUUGUGUGUGUUUAACUGGUUCGGAUCUGCACUUGUUGGUUUGUUCAUCUUUUUUGUUGGGAUUUGGUUGAUUUCAGACUUGGUAGUUUGAUACUGAGCUCUCUCUCUCUCUUGCCAUUUCGACAGUGGAUUUUUGUCAUGGAUUUUGUAGAUGCCACGUGAAACAGGAGAAAACAUGAGACACUAAAACGGGAGAGGAGCCAUACUUGUUGAAGGACCCAACGAACCCAUUCAGCUCAAAACCCAACCCAGCCCUCGGCUCACUGUGAACCCACCCAGCAGGUCCGGUUCAAGGCGACGCAAUGGAUGAUGAUAAUUCCAACCCGUUUCGACGCAUGUCGAGCCGAACUCGUAAGGUUGCUCCAAGAAUGGCUGCUGCCCUUGCAAGUAGUGACAACCGCACACAUGCCGCUCUUGCUCGCCUUGAAGCUUUAGAGAAUGACAAUGCGGGAAUAGAACAGAUAGAAAUCAAUGAAGACAGUGAUGCUUCUCUUGACGAUGAUGAUCAAGGUUAUAUGCAAAAGAGGCAGUCCAAGGGCACAAAACGUAAAACCCGACAGGCCAAAGCACUUGAGAAUGCCAGGAAAGCCCCGAGAACAUUUCUGGAGCUAUUAAAUGAGGCAAGCCUGGAAUCCUUGCCUCCUCAUGUUCCCUCCUAUUUGAAGGCAGCAGUGGGACCUCCAAGCUCUACCUCUCGCCGCCAUUUCUGUACUGUUUGUGGAUAUGCUGCCAGCUAUACAUGUGUGAAGUGUGGGAUGCGCUUUUGUUCAGGCCGUUGCCAGAAUAUACAUAAUGAUACUCGUUGUCUGAAAUUUGUUGCCUAACUGGUGGGAGAUUUUAACGAGCCAAAAUCUGUAAAUUCAUGAAACUUGAUGCUCAUUGCUAUAUACAGAGCUAUGUGGAUAUUGUUACGUUCUUUCCCUUUUUAGUUUCCCUAGGAAACAGGGUGUUUUGUACCAUUGGCCUGUACAUUUUAUAUUCUUGCAGUUUAGUUCAAUAUAUAGAGGGGGACUUUUUGGA
This is a messenger RNA of Quercus lobata, 1338 nucleotides long. It is a transcript of the gene SEF, whose product is annotated as HIT-type Zinc finger family protein. The record is from RefSeq and is a predicted model, not a curated record. Gene Ontology annotation, biological process: chromatin remodeling. Bases 621 to 1142 code for a protein of 173 amino acids. The transcript is spliced from 6 exons. NCBI's taxonomy places the organism in Eukaryota, Viridiplantae, Streptophyta, Magnoliopsida, Fagales, Fagaceae.